Messenger RNA from Pediculus humanus corporis (human body louse), 240 nucleotides. RefSeq names its product structural maintenance of chromosomes smc1, putative. Gene Ontology annotation, biological process: sister chromatid cohesion. The coding region runs from base 1 to 240 and encodes 79 amino acids. The record is from RefSeq and is a predicted model, not a curated record. Gene Ontology annotation, cellular component: cohesin complex; nucleus. Gene Ontology annotation, molecular function: DNA binding. The transcript has a single exon. NCBI's taxonomy places the organism in Eukaryota, Metazoa, Arthropoda, Insecta, Psocodea, Pediculidae.
AUGACAAUAUUAAAGUUAAUCGAAUUAGAAAACUUUAAAUCAUACAAAGGAAAACAAAUAAUAGGUCCGUUAAAAUCGUUUACAGCAAUAAUUGGUCCCAAUGGUUCAGGGAAAUCGAAUUUAAUGGAUGCUAUCAGUUUUGUUAUGGGCGAAAAAACGACUAGUCUUAGAGUUAAGAGAUUGAGUGAUCUUAUACAUGGAGCAUCAAUUAAUCAGCCUGUUUCUAAACGGCUUCCGUGA